This is a messenger RNA of Leptinotarsa decemlineata (Colorado potato beetle), 999 nucleotides long. Its product is annotated as splicing regulator SDE2. Gene Ontology annotation, molecular function: protein binding. Gene Ontology annotation, cellular component: nucleus. NCBI's taxonomy places the organism in Eukaryota, Metazoa, Arthropoda, Insecta, Coleoptera, Chrysomelidae. The record is from RefSeq and is a predicted model, not a curated record.
AACAUUUUUGAAUAUACAUAUAACGUCAAACCACAGAACACUGUGGUCAAACGUCAGUAAUCAAUGUCUGUGUAUAAUGUAAACAUAGUAGAAUCACAUAAACAUAUCCGUUUAUUUUAUUUCUAUUAAUAUUUCCAAUUGUUUUCGAAAUGAAACUUCACUUUAGUGGUUAUCAUCUAGCGGUUACAGUUUCGAGUCAGUUGACCGUUUUAAAAUUGAAACAACAAUUAGAAGCUGAACAUGAUCUCCAAUCUGACCAUUAUUACCUCACUUCAAGUGGUAAAAUCCUACAUAAUGAUCAUAUUCUUAAUGAACAACCCGUUCAUAUUGUACCGAGAGUGUUGGGUGGAAAGGGUGGAUUUGGAUCUAUGCUUCGAGCAAUUGGUGCCCAAAUUGAAAAAACUACUAACCGAGAAGCUUGUAGAGACCUGAGUGGAAGACGCUUAAGAGACAUAAAUGAAGAACAACGGCUAAAAAAUUGGAUCAAUAAUCAAGCUGAAAGAGAGAAAGAAGCAGCAGAAAGAAAAAAGAAAAAGCUGGAAAGAUUGUGUGAAAAACCUAAACAUGAAUUCAAAGAUGACGCUUAUGAUAAAGAAAGAUCAGCUCUUCCUGAAAUGAUUGAAGAUGCAGUACUUCAAGGUCUUCAAGUCUCAACUUCAUCAAAAAGAAAAUGUGAUGACGAGGAGAAAGUUGUUAAGAAGAAAAAAACAAAGUUGUGGAUUGAUGAAGAACUAGAGGACCUCUCUGAUGAUGACUCUGAAGAAGAAGAAAAUAAAAAUGAAACAACAAACAAAGAUGCUGCAGUGAGUAACAUUGACGAAGAAAAAAACAACACUGAUACUGCUGAAAAAAAUGACGAAAACAUAAAUGAAUUAGUUGAUAAGAAAUCUAAUGACCUGAAUGAGCAGACAGACAAAAAAACUUGAUCCAAAAUGUAUUUAUGACAAAAAGAAAUUAUUCUGUAUUUAUUUGUAAUUAAAAAUUUCGUAUUCACUAACA